Molecule: messenger RNA, 979 nt
Organism: Aspergillus sclerotioniger CBS 115572
Lineage: Eukaryota; Fungi; Ascomycota; Eurotiomycetes; Eurotiales; Aspergillaceae
Product: kinetochore Spc25 family protein
Exons: 2
Coding region: 131-907 (258 amino acids)
Biological process (GO): chromosome segregation
Cellular component (GO): Ndc80 complex
Source: RefSeq, a predicted model, not a curated record
CCGCAACACCGCGCUUUAGCAUCGCGCUUGAGAACAUGAGCAAGUCAAUAAUCACCCCCGCAUCACAUAUCUAGAACCUUGCGGUCUACACCUCCUGGUCAGCAUUGGAUGAUAUCUAACUCAUUACAUCAUGAACCCCUCUUUCGAUCCGUCACUGUCGACAAGUGGCAUGCGUCCGCCUCUGACGUCGGCCGAUGCCCCCUCGAUGGCCGACUCCCUUCCCAGUAUUAAUUUUGGAUUCGAAGAUCUACGGAAUCGCAUGGCGCAAUUCACCGCGCGCUUCGAUGCGUUCAUUGAGCGGGGUCGUAAGCAAGUCUUGGAGGAGAGGAACCAGUUCAAGAUAGGACUGGCAGAGCUACAGGAGGAUGAACGCAUGAAGCAGAGAGACAUUGAGAUUCUUGACCUGAAAUCGCAAACUCACCAGCAAACACUCCAGAAGGAAGCAGCUGAAGCAGCGGAAAUGCAUGCCGCCAUCUCGUCUGUGGCUCUGGAACGUGACUCCCGCCUCGCGAAGCGCGACCGCCUCAAGCAACAAAUCGACGAGACUCAGAAGGCGAUCAGUCAGAAGCAGGAGGCGCAGAAGACGCACGCCAGAUAUCUAGAUGCACAGGCUCGGCUGAAUGUGCCAGAGUUGGAAUUCUGGCAGGACUAUCUGUGCCUCCGCAUUGAAGGGGCAGGACGGGAGGAUCGGCUAAAGUUUGUUUACACUCACCUGCUUGAAAAAGACUGGGAAGCGGAGGCUUGGUUUGAACUCGGCACGGCCAGUCGAGACUACGCUGUAUUUCACACACGACCCAAGGUCAACCGGGAGGCUCUUGAGCGGGAGCUGGAUAUUGUGAAUGAGGAUCGUGACUUUGGUGCAUUUCUGAAAAGGAUGCGGAGGCUAUUCGUCGAUACAAUGAAAUAGGGAUGAGAUCAAGGAGAUGAAAUUGUUGGAAAUGCAAGUAAUGAACUAAUGUAUAUCAAUGCAAUGUUUGCC